This is a messenger RNA of Papilio machaon (common yellow swallowtail), 885 nucleotides long. Its product is annotated as protein obstructor-E. Lineage: Eukaryota; Metazoa; Arthropoda; Insecta; Lepidoptera; Papilionidae. The transcript has 5 exons. Gene Ontology annotation, cellular component: extracellular region. Bases 106 to 819 code for a protein of 237 amino acids. The record is from RefSeq and is a predicted model, not a curated record. Gene Ontology annotation, molecular function: chitin binding.
AAUAUUCGUCAGUCGCACCAGGGUCGCCAGAGGGGUCGGGCCGCUAUCUAGUCAUUGUAUUUUUUAUCAUAUAAUUUUUUUAAAUAUUGUAAUCAAAAGGUCACCAUGAAAGUGUUCAUCGUAUUGACGGCAGUGGCCGCUUUAGCAAGUGCCCAAUUCAAAUGCCCGAAUAAGGAUGGUCAAUACGAGGAUGACAGACAGUGCGACAAAUUCUACGAGUGUGUAGAUGGCGUCGCCACCACCAAAAUUUGCCCCGACGGUCUGGUGUUCGACCCCACCAUUAGGAAAAUCAACAAGUGCGACCAACCCUUCAACGUUGACUGUGGAGACAGAACCGAAUUGCAGCCCCCUAAGCCCACCAGCCAGUGCCCCCGUCGCAACGGUUUCUUCGCUCACCCCGAUCCUUCCGUAUGUAACGUCUUCUUCAACUGUAUCGAGGGUGACGCUAUUGAAGUCAAAUGUACCGCCGGCCUUCACUUCGACGAGUACUCCGGUACCUGCGUGUGGCCCGACUCCGCUGGAAGACAGGGGUGCCAAGUCCAGGAAAAGAAAACCAAGGACGGUUUUGAAUGCCCCAAGGAGCAACUAGUGGACGCCCAAGGCCAGGCCGUCGCCCACCCCAAGUUCCCCCACCCUAACGAUUGCCAGCGCUUCUAUGUGUGCCUGAACGGAGUGGAGCCACGUGACCUUGGUUGCCAAGUCGGCGAGGUCUACAACGAAGAGUCACAGAAAUGUGAUGCCCCCGAAAAUGUUCGCGGAUGCGAGGAUUGGUACAAGGAUGCGGAGGAAGCUGCGCCCGCACCUAAAUCGAGAAAUUAAAUAUAGUGCUACUAUUAAUUUAGUUACACCUAAGACUUGAUAAGUUAAUAUACUUUAAGACAAUAA